This is a messenger RNA of Chlorella variabilis, 1326 nucleotides long. RefSeq lists its product as hypothetical. Gene Ontology annotation, molecular function: beta-1,4-mannosylglycoprotein 4-beta-N-acetylglucosaminyltransferase activity. The coding region runs from base 1 to 1326 and encodes 441 amino acids. Gene Ontology annotation, cellular component: membrane. Gene Ontology annotation, biological process: N-acetylglucosamine metabolic process; protein N-linked glycosylation. The transcript is spliced from 6 exons. The record is from RefSeq and is a predicted model, not a curated record. NCBI's taxonomy places the organism in Eukaryota, Viridiplantae, Chlorophyta, Trebouxiophyceae, Chlorellales, Chlorellaceae.
AUGCUUGCAGACGUGUUCGUCAUCAUAGAGGCGCCGUUCACCUUCCGUGGGGACCCCAAACCAUUGCACUUCCAAGAUGCCAUAUGUCGCCGUUUUGAGUUAUUUGCCAGCAAGAUAGUGCACAUUGUGAUCGAGCGAGAUACGACCGACCCGGAUAUGGAGGUUGCGGCAUGGCAUCGCGAGUUUCAAAGCAGGCUGGCAUUCCAUCAAGUGGCAGACAAGCUGGAUAUCCAGCCCAGUGACAUCAUUUUUCAGAGCGACACCGACGAGCUGCCCACCGCAGCGGCUCUCCUGACCGCCAGAAACAUCCCAGUAAACGGGUUGUCUGCAAACGAUGUGGCCAUCCCCGUGGUCGAUCUGCACAUACAGGGGUACAGCCUCUCUCUCUCACAUUUUGCUGAAGCAAGCGCUGCAAUCCAGCAGCCACUGGCACUAAACCCCUGCGCGGCAGUCGUGGGCGGCCCAGCUGGCCCAGCUGCGCGGCAGAGCCUAUGCUACGAAGUGGACCGUCUCACCAGCAUUGAGGCGCCUCCGAUCUGGGCUCCGCAGCUGAUUCUGCAGGGCAGGACGGCAUGCGAGCGGGUACAGCUGGAGUACCUGCGAGGGCUGCUGGGUGUGCGGGACAGCACCCCAGCCCUCACUGUGCUGGCAGAGACGGGGCAGCUGCCGCUGCCCGCCUACUGGACCUUGCAGGUUGCACGCUUUGUGAGCAACCUGCAGGCUAUGGGCGGCGAGCGGGUCGCCCGUCUUGCCAUGCUGGAUAGCGUUGCGCUGGCUGCCGACACGGACACAGGGCUGCCACUGGCCCGGCAGCCCUGGGCAGCGCAGGUUAGCCGCGUUCUCGCGGCGGCCGGCGCCCCCUGCGACUUGACUGCUGACGAGGGGGUUGCCAUACCUGAAUUGGCGGAAGCGCUCCUGGAGCGCCAUGUUGCCUCGUACACGCAUGCAUCCGUGAAGGUGCAGCGGUACAUUGAGGACGUCUGGGGGGGCAGCAUCUCUGCGGAGGCCUACACGCCUGCGUCGUUCCUGUGCGAUGUGCCCGAGCGCCGGCGCCGGGUGCGCCUGGCGCAGUGGCGCACGGGGUCGCACUGGAUGGCUGAGGAGACAGGCCGGUGGCAGCGGCUGGACCGCACCCAGCGCCCAUGCCCCCACUGCCAGGCCCCUCUAGAGGACGUACGCCACGCAGUGUAUGACUGCCCCCUAUACGCUGGGCUGAGGGAGGAGUAUGCUGAGCUCUUCCACAGUCCCGGCCACGCCUUGCCCUCCCUGGCCGCCUUCCUCGGCCAGGCCAGGCAGGGCCGGCUGGCCCGGUUUGCCGACCGGUAA